Agrilus planipennis (emerald ash borer) is the source of this 2259-nucleotide messenger RNA. Its product is annotated as fizzy-related protein homolog. Gene Ontology annotation, biological process: positive regulation of ubiquitin protein ligase activity; positive regulation of anaphase-promoting complex-dependent catabolic process; anaphase-promoting complex-dependent catabolic process. Bases 438 to 1880 code for a protein of 480 amino acids. Gene Ontology annotation, cellular component: anaphase-promoting complex. Lineage: Eukaryota; Metazoa; Arthropoda; Insecta; Coleoptera; Buprestidae. The record is from RefSeq and is a predicted model, not a curated record. Gene Ontology annotation, molecular function: anaphase-promoting complex binding; ubiquitin ligase activator activity; protein binding. The transcript is spliced from 5 exons.
ACAAGAAGCGUUGAAUGGCGUUGAGUUGUAGUUUUGAUUUGAAAUGUAGACGUCAUGAUAACCGUUUGUAUCAUUAUUACGAAUAUUUACGCUGUUCAUUAAUUGAAAUUAUAUCAAAAUCACUGACUAGUGUUUCUUGGAAGUCAAGUGGAGUGUAUUUGUUACGUAUUAUAUGUUGUGCAUCAAAAAUUAGUAAAUUGAGGUUAAUUUAAAUGGACUGAUUACCAUAAUGUAAUUUUUAAAUUUAAGCAUUUUAUGCAUUCGUGCAUACUGCUUUUUUAUGCUAUGACUUCUGAACUUCAUCAAAAUUUGAAUUGCUUUUCAAUUUGCAUUCUUUAGCGUUGUACAUACAGAAAGUCAUUUCCUGAGUACAAAAAGUGUCAAAUAUUUUCAAGGAAUUACAUUUUUAAUUUUAUUCUACAUAUAUUUAUACAAAAAUGUGCGAAGUUAAUGAAAAUGAUCAUGUGCUACAACCAAAGAGACUGUCUAUUGUAAGAAAUUUGUUUCGUACUAACAGUUUUCAAGAACCAGGGGUAGUAGUGAACUAUGACCGAUACAUUCCUUGUCGUGCUAAUAAUAACUGGCAAACUAGCUUUGCCACUAUUCCUGAUCCCCCAAAGGCUACACAAAGUAAUAAGAAAGCAAGAGAUACUAGUGAAUCACCACGUGAAACUUCAGCAUACAACUGUUUGUUAAAAAAUGAAUUGUUGGGUGAAACUAUCGAAGAUGUAAAAACACAGUGUGAUGAAAGGCAGGCCCUUACACCAAUAAAGAAUACAAACUUAUUUAAAUAUGGAACACCAACAAGGAAUGAAAGAACCCCUGUCAAAUCAAGUCCGUACUCAUUAUCCCCCUUGAGUUUGAGCAGCCAAAGAUUAUUGAGAUCACCACAUAAGGCUACUCGAAAGAUUUCACGGAUUCCUUUUAAAGUCUUAGAUGCACCUGAGCUACAAGACGACUUCUACCUUAACCUUGUUGACUGGUCAAUACAGAACGUUCUUAGUGUAGGUCUUGGAAGUUGUGUUUAUCUGUGGUCUGCAUGCACUAGUCAGGUAACAAGAUUAUGUGAUCUUUCAUCGGAUGGAAAUGCAGUAACUUCGGUUGCGUGGAGUGAGCGAGGCCAUCUAGUUGCGGUCGGUACGCAUCACGGCUAUGUUACUGUAUGGGACGUUGCAGUCAAUAAACAAGUAAAUAAGCUUGUGGGACACUCGGCAAGAGUCGGAGCCCUGGCAUGGAAUGGAGACGUGCUUAGUUCGGGUAGUAGGGACAGACUUAUUCUUCAAAGAGAUACGAGGACGCCAGGUACUGUCCCCGAACGUCGGCUUGUAGGUCAUCGGCAAGAAGUGUGCGGAUUAAAGUGGUCCCCUGAUAAUCAGUAUUUGGCAUCUGGCGGCAACGAUAAUCGUCUGUAUGUCUGGAACAUGCAGUCCUUAUCUCCCGUACAAACGUAUACAGAUCACUGUGCCGCCGUCAAAGCUAUUGCUUGGUCCCCACAUCAUCAUGGCCUUUUAGCGUCCGGAGGUGGAACAGCUGACCGCUGUAUCCGAUUCUGGAAUACGUUAACGGGACAACCCAUGCAGUGUGUUGAUACUGGAUCACAAGUAUGUAAUUUGGCAUGGUCAAAACACAGUUCGGAACUAGUUUCCACGCAUGGUUAUUCUCAAAACCAAAUCCUAGUAUGGAAAUAUCCGAGUUUAACACAAGUUGCGAAACUGACAGGUCAUUCAUAUCGCGUACUUUACUUGGCCCUGUCCCCUGACGGAGAAGCGAUAGUGACCGGAGCGGGAGACGAAACGCUAAGAUUUUGGAACGUCUUCAGUAAAGCGCGGUCUCAGAAGGAAACCCGAUCUGUGUUGAGCUUGUACACGGGCAUUCGUUAAACUUUAGUUCAGUGGAAUACUAUAAAUUGUCUGAUGUUAAUUUCAGGAAGAAAAUAAUUUAUUUGAUGUUUUUAACUUCUAUUUUAGAAAAACUGCGUCUGAAAAAUAGUGCUUCUGCAAGUGUUUCUUGCGGUAUAAAUCAUUGUAUAUAUUUAUAGCUAUUGAGAAUUUAUAUGUAUUAACAUAUAGUGAACUUUUAUUGAAUUAUUUUACAGAAUUAUGUACAUGAAUAUAUGUAUGUAUGAUUUAUAUAAGACGGUGUACGUUUUUGUACAUGACUAAAUAUUUACUUGUGAUGUUUUUGUGUUCAAAUUUUUAGUUUCUACAAGAGAGGACAAAUGAUUUUAAAUUUUUAUUAAGUACAAGUUUUAGGGUUUGG